Letharia columbiana is the source of this 255-nucleotide messenger RNA. RefSeq lists its product as uncharacterized. Bases 1 to 255 code for a protein of 84 amino acids. Lineage: Eukaryota; Fungi; Ascomycota; Lecanoromycetes; Lecanorales; Parmeliaceae. The record is from RefSeq and is a predicted model, not a curated record. The transcript has 3 exons.
AUGAAGAGUCGCCGAAAACAAGACCGGCAUCCGCCUGGAGAGCAAGCAAGGCAGGCCUCAGCUAGGUUCAGAUCACGGAUGACCAUCAAAGCCUCCCUCCCUCAAAUUCCUCCUGCCUCCACCCAUGUUAAGCUUCUAAAGUCCGUCGAGCCUCCUUUGUACGAUGCCAAACCUCACAUAGAGCUUGGGGAAGGACCGGAGAAUUCGAAGGAGCAAGCCGAAGAAGGGAGAGAGGGCAAGGCUGCUAGACGGUAG